Messenger RNA from Caenorhabditis elegans, 1563 nucleotides. RefSeq names its product Ubiquitin-conjugating enzyme E2 J2 (gene ubc-26). The coding region runs from base 21 to 737 and encodes 238 amino acids. Gene Ontology annotation, cellular component: endoplasmic reticulum membrane. The transcript has 4 exons. The record is from RefSeq and is marked reviewed. Gene Ontology annotation, molecular function: ligase activity; ubiquitin conjugating enzyme activity. NCBI's taxonomy places the organism in Eukaryota, Metazoa, Nematoda, Chromadorea, Rhabditida, Rhabditidae.
CACACACACACACACACACAAUGACGUCGGGAGUAUCUACAGUUGCACUUCAGAGGCUUAAAAAGGACUAUCAGAGAUUGUUGAAAGAACCCGUUCCAUUCAUGAAAGCUGCACCACUGGAGACGAAUAUUCUCGAAUGGCGAUAUAUUAUCAUUGGAGCGCCAAAAACACCGUACGAAGGUGGAAUUUAUAUGGGAAAAUUGCUUUUUCCCAAAGAUUUUCCAUUCAAACCGCCCGCAAUUCUUAUGCUAACACCGAAUGGCAGAUUUCAGACAAACACCCGCCUGUGCCUGUCAAUCUCUGAUUAUCACCCCGACACAUGGAAUCCUGCGUGGACUGUCUCAACAAUUAUCACCGGUCUCAUGUCAUUUAUGAAUGAUAAUCAACCGACACUGGGCUCUCUUGUGACGUCAGAAUCUGAACGAAAAUUGCUCGCCAAGAAGUCAAAGCAGUGGAAUUUGAAGGACAAAUCGUUUUGUGCCCUGUUUCCCGAAGAAGCCGAUCAAAUUCGUGAAGAAAUGGAAAAAAUGAAUCAGCAAGAGUUGGAUAGUAUCCGUGAAGAGGAGACUGCUAUCAAGAAUCGACGCAGAGGCGAUGCAUCGCGCGGUGGCGUCGGAGUUCCCCGACUCUCUUCAUUUUUAUCGAAUAUGAUGAUGAUUGCAGGCGUGGCGGUACUUGCAUUUGCAGUUAGAUACGUGGUACUGGCGGCCGCCGAAUUUGAAAAACAACGGAGAUAAUGAGAAAUUUAUUUUUGAUUUUUUGUAGAUUUUUUGGUGAAAAUGAGCCGUUUUAGUCCAAAAAUGGCCAAUUUUGGACCAUUUUAAGCCAAAAUUUGGGAUUUUUCUGGAAAAUUUCAAGCUUUUUGUGAUUUUUUGAAGGUUUUAGGCUUAAAAAUGGUCGAAUUUUUAGAUUUUUUUCAUAUUUUGGAAUUUUCCAGCUUUUUGACAUUUUUGGCUUAAAAUAGGCCAAUUUUCGAUUUAAGCCCUAAAAUCUUGUAUUUUUUAAGCCAAAAAUUUGGGCUUUUUCUGGAAAAUUUUUUCGAAUUUUUUCGCUCAAAUUCCUUAAAAACCGAGUAAUUUUAGGCUGAAAAAGCCGAAAAUUCAGGUUCAAGGCUAAAAUAGGCCGAUUUUUCAUCACAAAAAUGCUCAAAAAUCGCGCAAUUUUUCUCAAAAUUUCAAAUUUCCCGCGCGCGCCCGUAUUUCCACGUGUCUAUCCGGCUUUUGCCAAGUUUUUUAACCGAUAUAUGUAAUUCUCGUAUGUGUGCUCGUGUGUGUGUAUUUUCCAUUGAUUUCCUCUUCUCUUGUACUUGUCGACUUUUUUCGUCCGCCGCCCACGCAAAAAUUGACUUUUUCCAUACCUGUAGGUCCGGCUCCGCCCCUUUCUUGGUCAUUUUUCCGAAUUUUAGGCUCCACACACAUGGCCCCGCCCCGAUUUGAAGGAAAACUGAACUUUUUUUUUUUAAUUUCUUCCUUUUGAAAAAAUAAAAAAUUUUGCCUCCUGUGAUAUUUUUUUUUUAUUUUUCCCUUUUUGUGGAUUUUUUGGAAUAAAUUUGAAUUUUUAAAC